Messenger RNA from Peromyscus maniculatus bairdii (prairie deer mouse), 2120 nucleotides. It is a transcript of the gene Tmprss11d, whose product is annotated as transmembrane serine protease 11D. Gene Ontology annotation, cellular component: plasma membrane; extracellular region. NCBI's taxonomy places the organism in Eukaryota, Metazoa, Chordata, Mammalia, Rodentia, Cricetidae. The record is from RefSeq and is a predicted model, not a curated record. Gene Ontology annotation, biological process: proteolysis. Gene Ontology annotation, molecular function: serine-type endopeptidase activity.
AUGAACACUGAAAGUACACAUUUCCAAGUAACUGAGAGACAUUCUUUUAUUCCUAUUCUCAGGCCAAGAUCAGUGAUACCACAGUCAAGAUUCUUCAGUCCGUUUGUAGUAGCCUUCAUUGUCAUAGCAACAGUCCUGCUCCUGGCUAUGACUGUUGGUCUACUCAUUCACUUUUUAGCUUUUGACAAGAGAACUUACUUUUACCAUAGCAGCUUUCAAAUCCUAAAUGUUGAAUACACCGAGGCUUUAAAUUCACCAGCAACACAGGAAUACAGGCAUUUGAGUGAAAGAAUUGAGUCUAUGAUUACUGAUGCAUUCCGACAAUCAAAUUUAAAAAGUGAGUUUAUCAGAACACAUGUUGUCAAACUGAGGAAUGAAGGUAAUGGUGUAAUCGCAGAUGCUGUCAUGAAAUUUCGAUCUAGUAAACGUAGCAAUAGAAGAUCCAUGAAAAGCAGAAUUCAAUCUGUGCUACGAGCACUGAGCAACUCUGGAAACUUGGAAAUAACCCCUUCAAAUGAGAUAACAUCGCUCACUGACCAGGAUACAGAAAAUUUUUUGACUCAAGAAUGUGGAGCCCGUCCAGACCUUAUAACACUGUCAGAAGAGAGAAUCAUUGGAGGCACUCUAGCCGAGACAGGUGACUGGCCCUGGCAAGUCAGUCUACAGCUCAAUAAUGUCCACCACUGUGGAGGUAUCCUGAUCAGUAACUCGUGGGUCCUGACAGCAGCUCACUGCUUCAGAAGCUACUCUAAUCCUCUGCAAUGGACUGCCACCUUUGGUGUUUCUACAAUACGUCCUCUCUUAAGAGUGAGAGUAAGGGCUAUUAUAGCCCAUAACAAUUACAGACCCACAACUCGUGAUAAUGAUAUUGCAGUUAUACAACUUGAAAGACCUAUCACCUUUAGCAGAAAUAUCCAUAGGGUGUGUCUCCCAGCUCCAACCCAAAGUAUCAUACCUGGUUCUGUUGCAUAUGUCACAGGAUGGGGAUCACUCACCUAUGGAGGCAACACAGUCACAGACCUACGGCAAGGACAGGUCAGAAUAAUAAGUACAGAUGUUUGCAAUGAACCAGCUGGUUACAGUGGAAGCGUCUUGCCUGGAAUGCUCUGUGCUGGAGUGCCUUCAGGUGCAGUGGAUGCAUGCCAGGGUGAUUCUGGUGGCCCACUAGUACAAGAAGACUCACGGCGGCUUUGGUUUGUGGUGGGGAUUGUGAGCUGGGGAUAUCAGUGCGGCCUGCCAAAUAAGCCAGGCGUAUAUACCCGAGUGACAACCUACCGCGACUGGAUCAGACAGCAGACUGGGAUCUAGUGCAGCAAAGGCAAAGGUUCUGUGCCACACGUAGGCAAGUGUGCCUGACUCAGAUGUCACAGCUUUGCUUUUCAACUGCAAAGGAAACGGGAAAUGUCUCCCUUCAACAUCCUAGUCUAUAAAUAUGCCUUAACAAACAGUAUUCAACAUUUCUUUGUCAGUAUGGAAUUUUACUUUCUCAAGAAAAACCAUGUGAACAUUGCAUUGUUUUGUGGCUAAACAGGAGAGGAAAUAAUGUUAAACUAGUUAUAGGAUUAAUGAUUUUGCUACAGGAACGAUAAGCUGUAGUAGUGAGAAAGUGGAUGCCUUGAGUAGAGGAACCUGGACAAGGAAGAAGAGUCAGGGGAGUUCUCUGAUGACAUCUCAUUGAAGCUGGUAGUACGUAGAAAGUAGGAUUGUGUGAAAUAAGUCAGAGCAUAUUAUGAAUAGAAUAGCCGUGUUAGGAUAGAAAAACAGUAUUUAGAAUGUCUGGAAAGUCAAUAUUUUAUAGAAAAAGUUAGUCCUAAAAAUAAAUUUUGAAGCCACUGUACAAAAAUUGUAAAACCUGUAGCUAACCCAAUUAUUUGACAAGAUUACGUUCCUAUACAGAUCUCCCAAGAUGUUCUUGGGUAUUGACCAUCAGAGCUAAAACAGUUGUUUUCAAGUGAAACUAACAGACUUAUAAGUAGUUUCAAUGACGAAAUUUAAUUUUAAAUGUUUUAUCUACAUAGAGAAGAGGACAUAUCUCCUUCAUGGAGAAGCUCAGCGAUGAAUCCACACAGCCUGUUCUCAGCUAUCUUUGCAACCACAAGGCUUGUUGGGAAGAAAAUCCU